GCCCUGCGAGGGAGCAACCCUUCAGACCGGAGGACACUGAGAUUAUAGCGGAAUUUCUCUGUAAAAGAAAUCCAGCAGCUUGAAGAUGUCUGAGCAGAUGGAGGAGAAGAUCAAGAACUACAGGACAGCUCCAUUCGACGCCCGCUUCCCCAACACCAACCAGACCCGCAACUGUUUCCAGAACUAUCUGGAUUUCCACAGAUGUAACAAAGCUCUGUCCGCCAAAGACCAGGACACGGCUCCCUGUGAUUGGUACAAGAGGGUCUACAAGAGCCUCUGCCCUAUGAGCUGGGUUCAGAAAUGGGAUGACCAGCUGGAGUCGGGAACUUUUGCUGGAAAGAUCUGAACUGACACAUUCUUCUAUCAUCAUCUUAGUAUCUUAAUGUGAAGCAUCUACUCUCUCUGUACAGAAGCAACUAAAUAAAUUAUUUAAUGUUACUGUGAACCUUGACACUUUUAUAUUUGAUUUUGAGUCAGUGCUCAAAUUACCCUGGACAUUAAACAUAGACAUGAUCAGACGAUAAGAAAACUAGAAGGGCAGUCGGAGAGUGCAGAUCUCUGCAACGGCCAAAUGCCCUAUCUGGCAAUG
Molecule: messenger RNA, 589 nt
Organism: Epinephelus fuscoguttatus (brown-marbled grouper)
Lineage: Eukaryota; Metazoa; Chordata; Actinopteri; Perciformes; Serranidae
Product: cytochrome c oxidase subunit 6B1-like
Exons: 4
Coding region: 86-346 (86 amino acids)
Cellular component (GO): respiratory chain complex IV; mitochondrion
Source: RefSeq, a predicted model, not a curated record